AUGGCGAAAAGUAUACAGAAAAACGGUGACAGUCAAAACAUACUAGCGAAAGCACCAUGGACUGAUGAGCAAGGUAUCGGCAUGAAGAUCUACGAAGGCGUGGUCCUGACUCUGGAAGUGAUCAUUCUCAUCAUCAAGAUGUACGCCACGUGGUUCUACAGAAUAUACAAGUUCUUUGUACCUAACGAACCAAAAAGUUUGAAGGGGGAGAUUGUACUGAUAACUGGUGCUGGUCACGGUAUGGGCCGGGAGAUGGCGCUCAGCUUCGCGAAGCUCGGCAGUAUAGUGGUGUGUGUUGACAUAAACCCCACCGGCAAUGAGGAGACUGUUAACAUGGUCAGGGAAAACAAGGGGCAGGCACAUAGAUAUCUAUGUGAUGUAACCAACCGGUCAGCCAUCAAUGAAAUGGCAGACAGAAUCCGCAAAGAGGUAGGCGAGGUGUCGAUCCUUGUAAACAACGCCGGCAUCAUGCCUUGCAAGCCGCUCCUCAAACAGACAGAGAAGGAAAUUAGGGCUACCUUUGAGGUCAACUGUCUCGCUCACAUCUGGCGAUGUCCUUCUAUGGCUGGAGUGCUUGGACUCAGAAAUCUGGUGCCUUACUGCGGUACGAAAUUCGCUGUGAGAGGAAUGAUGGAAGCCGUGUAUGAGGAAUUAAGGGAAGAUCCUAGAGACUUCAGCGGAAGCUACAUUUCCGACCUUGCUUUCCAGAUUAAACUGACUUGCAUCUGUCCUUACAUUGUGGACACGGGUUUAUGCAAGAAUCCCAAGAUUAAAUUCCCUACUUUGAUGAAGAUUAUUUCGCCCCAAGAGGCGGUAGCAAACAUCAUAGACGCAGUCAGAAGAGACUACCACGAGAUCACUAUACCCAGCUCCUUGUAUUACACCAAUCAGUUCUUAAGGAUGUUCCCACGCGAGGUACCGCUACACUUCAAAGACUUCCUGGACUCUGGCUUGGAGGCUGACUAA
Messenger RNA from Danaus chrysippus (African queen), 966 nucleotides. Lineage: Eukaryota; Metazoa; Arthropoda; Insecta; Lepidoptera; Nymphalidae. The record is from the annotation of a GenBank genome assembly.